GCUGCUCCCGGGUUUGUGAAAACACGAAGCCGUGCGAUGUGUCUCCUCACUAUCCUCUGUAUUCACACACAGGCAGUAAUAACGGCAAACAUCACACUCUGAAGCAAACUCUGGAGACCGCUCUGCAUCAAGCUGUAAACUCUAAGGGUCCUCAAAGGAUACUGGAAGAGUGGAAUAGUGGUGGCUGCAGUGGAAUCAUAUUCUUCACUUGGGAUUAGGAGCAAAUAAAGUCCACAUCAAAGAGGAACCAUAUUUAGUGUGUACACCAUGACAACUAAACCUCACCCUCCUCUGAUGAAGAAGCACAGUCAGACAGACCUGAUAAGUCGUCUGAAGAGCCGGAAGAUCCUUGGAGUAGGCGGCGAGGACGAUGAUGGGGAAGUGCACCGGUCAAAGAUCAGCCAGAUGCUCGGAAAUGAGAUGAAGUUUGCAGUGCGAGAGCCAGUCGGGCUGAGGGUGUGGAUACUCGUCUCGGCAGUGGGUUUCACAGUUAUGGGUCUAAUGGCCCUAGUGUUUCCAAACCAGCUAUAUGAGGUUGUUUUUGAGGAGGAGCUCUCCACAACUAGCAUCUCUGUCCGCCUUUAUGGAGGAGCACUACUCAGCCUGUCCCUCAUCCUGUGGAAUGGUCUCUACACAGCAGAGAAGACCAUCAUACAGUGGACUCUGCUCAGUGAAGCCUGCUACUUUGCUGUCCAGUUUCUAGUGACAUCCAUCACCUUAAUGGAGAUUGGCAUCCUGCCCAACGCUGCCAUGCUGCUGCUCCUCAGCCGAGUGCUCUUCCUGGUGGUCACCAUGGCGUACUACUACCAUCUGGGCCGUAAACCUAAGAAGAUCUGAGCUGUCUGUGUGACGCUUUCAGGGAGGGGACAGCUGAGCACAGAUCACAGAGAUGGGGUCAGAAGGUUUGGGAUAUUAACUGAUCAGGGUUUGGAGCAUUAUAUUUCCAGCCGAUGCCCCCUGCCUCUCCAUCACCACCAUCAUGGGACCUACCUUAUUUUAACCCCCUGUAUUCAAAGGAUAAGCACAGUGUCACAUUCCAGACUCUACAACAAGAACGACAACCCUCAUAGCUCAAGUGAAUUACUCUCACUGGGCUGUGAGGUCAAGCCCCUCUUGACACACAUUCCUUCUUUGUGCUGUUCUGAGUGCUGUUAUUAUACAGAAGGAGCUUUGUAUCACAUUGUAUCACCUAGCUGUUUGAUUUAAUUUGUGCAGUACAGAGUAGUAUUACACAACAGACUGUUUUAUGGACGCCAUUUCCAGACUCAGUAUUUGGUGUUAUCUGAUUUGAAUAUCUUCUUUGUCAUACUCAAGGACCAUGUUAUGUGCUUUUUUUAUAUCCUGUUUGCUGCUGUCGGUGUUAACUCAUUCUGUAUAUAUGCUUAAGUGAAGCCUGAUUGUCUGUGCUCUUGCAUGCUUCGGCUGUGCUAAGUGAAAGAGUCAAGAGUAGCCAGUUAAGCUACACUCAGCCCUCAAAGGAAACUUCUAAUUUUUACUUUCAAUAAUGCCCAACAAUCUUUUUGGUUACUUUAAAUGAAAUGCUGAAUCCAAACAUUUUUCAGGGAAAGAAUGGGUUUUUUUGUCAUUGAGAUAUCAGUCAAAAAAGUUGACCAAAGUGAACCGGAUAUUUUAUGUACAAAGCGACUGCGCUUCUGUGUUAAUAAAGGACCAUGUGUGCUGACUUGUAGAAAAAAAGCAGCAAAGUUGUGUCCCUGUUGAUUGUGCAGUGUAAGGCAGGACAUCAACAUUCUGACCUUUUACUGUAAAGCUAGUGUCACAGCAAGACAUGUCAGCAUGUAGAGCAAACAAACCGAAGCUGGUUCCUCUUCAGUGAUGUAGCAGUUUUUUCUUUUUUUUUUUAAAUAACACCAUAUCCUUCGCCUUGCCUUAAAACUACUUAAAAGAACAGUCUGAACACUGCAUCCUACUUCAUUUGUAAAUAUGUAAAUAAGUGUAUUUACUAUUAUGUGGUGUUCUUGUGACCAGAACAGGGAACUUGUUCAGUAUUAGUUAAAUGAAUUUCAAAUCUGUCUCCUUGGCGUGUGUUCUUUUGUACCUAUUUAAAAGCAACCUUUGUGUUUUUGACGUUUUGCAUGCAGUUUAAUCCAGCAAAAGAAAUGGCUUCAGCUGUGUAGCAAGCUGCUGCCACCAGAACACAAAUAGUGAUGAUUGGUUAGAAAUGGUGAAAAGACAGAAAAGGAACAUUCAAAACACACAACUCUAUAUGCUUUAAAUCAUAUAUAAUCAAACUCUUGACUUGGCUCUCACCAAAUUAAUAUGUUCAGUAUGUUUUCUACCUCCCGAUACUUAGCCACGCCUUUCAGGUUCUCACAGCCCAGUUUAAAAGCAGAGCCAGCAGAGCUAGUGUGAUAAUGACAUUUUUGCAAAGUAGGCAGAAAUCUUCCGAAAGAUACUUGACCCAUUCUGAUGAUUCAAAACAAGAAACACACUAUAGGUCUUCUCCAAAGGUGGUCCAUAUUGUUGCAAAUGACCACAUUGAGGCCUGCCCUAAAAGGGAGUGGUCCUGAGGUCAAAAUUAUUGAGGGUUUGCAGUGGGGAGUCCAGCACUGCAGGCAGAUGUGCUUGUUAACAUGGGUGAUAUUUCGGUCCGGAGAGGGAACGUGAAACAUGGGUGAGGUCUCCUGUGCUCCUGAAAGUUGUAAUUACCCUUUUUUCCAGUGUUUAAUUAGAUGCAGUUCUCCUGACUGACACUGUGCGCCCCAACCUACUGCUCAGUCCCGACAAGCAUAGUAAUUAUGGAGUUCAAGAGAAAUGUCGUUCCAUUUCCGUCAAUACAGGGAGCCUCAAAUCAUCAGCCUCAUGAAACGUUCAAAGCAGCUUAUUUUCAGAGGGAUGGGCAGUUUUUUUUGGGGGGGGGGUAUGUUCAGAAGAAGGGAGGCUAAGAAAUAGCUCUUUCAUCCUUCUGGUUCUCUGACGUAAAUAAGUUGAAACAUUACAUUGAUUUCUUGGGAAGUUGAGCUAUUCAUUCCCACAGAUAUAGAUUGAACAUAUGGUGUCCUGUUGUGAAUAGCAAACAAGGUCAAACUGUUUCAAGUUGUAGCAAUGUGUUUUUAUGUAUAUAUGUGCUAUAUUGUACUUAAAAAAUGGAUUGUUAUGGAAUUUCACUAUUUAGUUUGAAAUAAAGGACACUUGUUUAUUUUGAGGACUUCAAAAGUUAUGUAAUCAUUUGUGAGAACAGUUCCAUUCUGUAUCUGGGAUGCAACAAACUUUUAUUUGGAUUAUUGUGUUAUUUAUAAUAGAACUGAUUCUAAAAAUGACUGACAAUCACAGUUUCUAAAACUUUUGCAUAAUCUUAUAUUGCUCGUUUUCUGACCAAGACUUUGAAUCACAACAACAACAAAAAAAAAUGCAAUUUCUGAAGAAAUUUUGCCAUGAAUGCUGCAUGCUGGAUAAGCAGACAAUUUAGACAGAGUGAUCUACUGAACACACUUAAUAAAAUGUAUUUUGGAAGUGAUGUAGCUAAACUACAGAUACUGGGUCUUAAAUAGUUAACAAAAAAAAUUUUUAUAAAUAUAUACAUAAAGUGUGUGUGUGUGUGUAUAUGUUUAUGUGUGUAAGUAUGAAAGAUCUAGAAUACAUUGUAAAAAAAAACCAGCUUAUUUUGCAUCAAAUAUAUUGUAUAUAUGGAAAAAUAUAAAUUGCCACCCAAUACGUUUUUUCUG
This is a messenger RNA of Cheilinus undulatus (humphead wrasse), 3683 nucleotides long. It is a transcript of the gene tp53i11b, whose product is annotated as tumor protein p53 inducible protein 11b. The record is from RefSeq and is a predicted model, not a curated record. The transcript has 8 exons. Lineage: Eukaryota; Metazoa; Chordata; Actinopteri; Labriformes; Labridae. Bases 268 to 837 code for a protein of 189 amino acids.